GGCCGCGCGCGGUCACGUGACUCUCGCUGUCCCUGCCCGGCCCCGCCGCCGCCAUGUCCAUCCGUGUGUUCCCCGCCGUCAAGUUUCUCAUCAAAGGAGGCCUGGCUGGAGCUGCUGUCUAUGUGGCGUAUGACCAGGGGCUGCUGGGCAGUGGCAAACAAGGUGCUGAUGCACUCAGAAAAGCUCAAGAAAUGGUGCCUCCAGUUGUCCAUGAGUGGACAAAUUACCUGGGCUUGGAGCUCCCACGUGUUCCAAAAUUUAACUUUUCCCUCUCGGCUUCCUGGAAUAAAGGAGUGCACACAGUCAUGUCUGCCUUGUCUGUAGCUCCCACCAAGGCCUGUGAAUACACAACAGAAGGCUGGAAAUACGUGAAGGAUCUUGUGAAAUGAGCACCUUCUCCAGGGUUCAGGAUUCUCUCAGUCCAGCCCUGUGGASGGCAGCUUGGCCGUGUAAGGGCUACAAUAAAAGACUUUGGAAGUUCCAUUUGUAUUUGGGUUGGUUUUAGCCUGCAGAGUGGAACAAUUGCUUUGUCUUAGCAUUGGUCAAAGGCUSCAGGGGUCACAAAUGAGUUGUGAURAAGUGCUGGCCSUGUGCUGAGUACAGCCUCUGUUCUAAAGCUUGAAAAUAAAGAAUUAUUCUGAAACAGAAUUAAUCUUGGAGGUGGAUGCUAUCUAACUCAAACCAAGCCUACAAGAGUUUAAAAAAAUACUAAAAAAACCAAGGUAAAAGAUGCUGUAAAGAUGGCCUAUGGUGAUUGUACAAGCACAGGGAGAGUAACUGAGCAAAGAUUAUCUGCACGAAACAUUUUGCUAGCUUGCACUAUGCCCCAGUUGGCAGACUCUGCAUAUUUUCAUUUCAGCAUGGAUGAAAACUUCCACGUGGUCACUUUUCAGUCACAGCCAAGGCAAAUGUAA
Molecule: messenger RNA, 914 nt
Organism: Malurus melanocephalus (red-backed fairy wren)
Lineage: Eukaryota; Metazoa; Chordata; Aves; Passeriformes; Maluridae
Gene: MICOS13
Product: mitochondrial contact site and cristae organizing system subunit 13
Exons: 4
Coding region: 54-389 (111 amino acids)
Biological process (GO): cristae formation
Cellular component (GO): MICOS complex; mitochondrial crista junction
Source: RefSeq, a predicted model, not a curated record